GGGAAGUGAGGCAGCACCAUUAUCCCUCUUAUCGUUCAGCAGAAGCACAGGCAUGCUGUUUCCCAUUUGCUGACCGUCCAAAAGAAAACGAGUGAAGAUUAAACAGGACGGUAACCGGAAAACUUUCGGUGCAGCGAAGUUCAUUUGAGGUCACGACGAGAGAGAGAAAAUGUCCCGCGGUUCAAACGCAGGUUUCGACCGACACAUCACCAUAUUUUCACCGGAGGGCCGCCUCUACCAAGUCGAGUAUGCCUUCAAAGCGAUCUCCCAGAGUGGGUUGACAUCUGUUGGCAUCCGGGGGACAGACAGCGUUGUGGUGGUCACACAAAAGAAAGUACCUGACAAGCUGCUGGACUCUUCAACUUUGACCAACAUGUUCAAACUAACUCCUCGCAUUGGCUGUGUGAUGACUGGGCACAAUGCGGACAGUCGUUCCCAGGUUCACCGGGCUCGGGUGGAAGCAGGGGAAUGGAAGUAUAAGUUCGGUUAUGACAUCAAUGCAGACGUGUUGUGUCGCAGGUUGGCUGAUAUCUCCCAGGUCUACACACAAAACGCCGAAAUGAGGCCUCUGGGCUGCUGUAUGAUCCUUGCGGCUAUGGACCCUCAGCAGGGUCCAGUUCUGUAUAAAUGUGACCCAGCAGGCUACUACUGUGGCUUCAGAGCCACUGCGGUUGGGGCCAAACAAACAGAGGCCAAUACUUACCUGGAGAAGAAACUGAAGAAAAAGCCUGAACUGACCCACGACAGGACGGUGCAGCUGGCUAUAUCAUGUCUGUCCUCUGUCCUGUCCACGGAUUUCAAGGCUAAUGAGCUAGAGGUCGGUGUGGUCACUAAGGAAAAGCCCAAGUUCAGGACGCUGUCAGAGGCGGAGGUAGAAGCCCACCUGGUUGCGAUAGCAGAACGAGAGUAGGGGAGCCCUCACAAUCUUCAGACCACAAUUCAUCAUAGUAAUUCAUUUCAGUGUGUCUGCUAGCAACAGUCUGAAGCUAAGUACACAGCCUUUGUGUCCAGAGACGUUAAUGCACACCUUAAGCAAACUCUGUUAUUAUGGAUCGAUACAGGUUUGAUUUGUAGACAGUUCCAGUUGGCCUUUUAAAAAAUACUUUAAUAAAGAUAAGUGACACAUGUUUAAAUUCCGAUCUCACACAUUAAACCAGUAGACAUCACACAACACAUCCCGCCUUCAUACUUUUGAAAUAAAAGUUCUUGGUUGCUGGUUAUUUAGUGUGACGCCUGCAGCUUUGUUUGGAUAUGUACAGAAUAUUUGUCAUACAGCUUAUUUUAUAAUGUGUGUUUAUGAAACCAUCUUUGUUGUCAUCUAGACGCUCAUAAUGCUGCAAUAACAUUUCCAUCAGAUUCUUUGUUAACCCCUUAAAACAACUGUCGUAAUAAAUUCAAAUUAAAAAAAAAA
This is a messenger RNA of Acanthopagrus latus (yellowfin seabream), 1411 nucleotides long. Its product is annotated as proteasome subunit alpha type-6-like. NCBI's taxonomy places the organism in Eukaryota, Metazoa, Chordata, Actinopteri, Spariformes, Sparidae. The record is from RefSeq and is a predicted model, not a curated record. Bases 170 to 910 code for a protein of 246 amino acids. Gene Ontology annotation, biological process: ubiquitin-dependent protein catabolic process. Gene Ontology annotation, cellular component: proteasome core complex, alpha-subunit complex; proteasome core complex; cytosol. The transcript has 7 exons.